UCUUUGGGCAUUAGAGCAAAGAGCGUCUAAUCCGGACCAGUUGUGAUCUUGAGGACAAAUAUGAAAUUCGCAAUUCUGUUAUUGGCCUUGGUGGGCUUUGUAGCUGCGGCCAGCUUCUCCCACUCCAAGGAUGUCAAAUACGCUGACAAGGACUUCUUGUACAAACAAAAGUUCUUAUUUGAAAUUGUUUAUCGUGUGGAGGAUCCUUUGAUGUUCGAGGAAUGGAUUAAGUUUGGUGGUAAAUUCUUUGCUGACAAGUCAUAUUAUACACAUUAUGAUGUGUACAUGCAGAAAUUCUAUGAAGCCUACAAAUAUGGUGCCCUCUUACCUAAGGGUGAAUUCUUUGGUGCUUUCGCCAAGACACACCACAAACAAGCCUGGGGUCUAUUCAACUUCUUCUACUAUGCUAAGGAUUGGGAGACCUUCAUGCACAAUGUAGCAUGGGCACGUAUCCAUGUUAACGAAGGCAUGUUCGUCUAUGCACUCACCUUGGCUGUGAUCCAUCGUCCUGACUUCGAAGGUUUGAUCUUGCCCAUGAUCUAUGAAAUCUUCCCACAAUACUUCUUCAACAGCAAGUUCAUCUAUGAAGCUGAGAAAUUUGAUUACGAUGUCUGGAGCAAAUAUACCAUGUAUGAAAAGGAAUACAAGGAUAUAUUCUAUAAGGAAAAUAAAUACUACUCCGACAACAAAUAUUUCUACACCAAAGACUGGAAGACAUGGCAAUGGUGGAAAAUGAUGGGAGUCGGCGAACACUGGUAUCAUGAUGAUAAAUUCUUUGUCCGCAGCAACUAUGAAAACUUCAGCAAGGAUCCAAAAUGGGCUGAAAUUAUGCAUGACGUUAAGGCUUGGUGGAUGCCAGUUGACUAUACUCGUGAUAUUGAUUUCUACAACGAUCACUCAUAUCUCUCAUACUUCACUGAAGAUUUGGACUGGAACGCUUUCUGGUACUACUUCAACAUGGAUUAUGCUUUCUUCUUAGAUGGCAAGACUUUCGGUUUGAACAAGGAUCGUCGUGGCGAAUUAUGGAUUCAUAACUUACAACAAAUUACUGCUCGUUACUAUUUGGAACGUUUGUCUCAUGGCUAUGGUGAGAUUCCAUACUUCUCAUACUACCACGCUUAUGAAUUCGGUUAUGAUCCAGAAUUGAUCUACUAUAAUGGUGUUGGAUACAGCUAUCGCAAGAACUACUAUGAAGUAGAGAGCUACGGCAAUUACGAAUACUUGAAUCACAUUUUCAACUACUUCAACCGUAUUGAAAAGAUCAUCGAUGAAGGUUAUUACACUGCUGCUGACGGCACUAAAUACGAUUUACGUGAUCCUAAAUCUGUUGAAUACAUUGGCAACUUCUUACAAGGCAACUUUGACUCCUUCGAUAAAUUCUUCUUCAACUAUUGGUACCUAUUGACUCAAAUGUACUUCGGCGGCGUUGACUACCAUCAGUUCGAUGUAUACCCACAUGUCUUCCUCAAUCCUGAAACCAUGUUGCGCGACCCACUCUUCUACUCUUUCCAUAAAUUGAUACUUGAGAAAUUCUAUUACUUCACCUACCAUUUGAAAUCGUAUACUUACGAGGAAUUGUACUUCCCAGGUGUUGCAAUUAAGGAAGUGAAUGUUAACGAUUUCGUCACUUACUUCGAUUUCACUGACUUUGAUGUCACCAACUUGUUGAACGACAAAAUGGUCUUCCAUGAUGGUAAGUUUGUUUGGGAUAAAACACUCUUGGCUCGUCAAUCACGUCUCAACCACAAACCAUAUCACUUUGAUAUCAUUGUUGAAGCCGAUAAGGCCUAUGAUGUUGUAAUUCGCACAUUCUUGGGACCCAAAUACGAUGAAUAUGGACAUGUGUUCCCAUUGAACGAAAACCGUUACAACUUUGUACAAAUCGACAAAUUCUUCUAUCAUCUAGAAAGCGGCAAGAAUGUUGUGAAUCGAAAGUCCACUGACUAUUUCCGAUGGGUUGAAGAUCGUACCACAUACUCAGAACUCUACAAAUAUGUGAUGGCUGCUUUUGAUGGCAAAUACGAAUUCCCAUUGGCUAUCAGUCAACCACAUUGUGGUUUCCCAGAACGUUUAGUCAUUCCACAUGGUUGGGCCAAGGGUAUGCCAAUGCAACUCUACUUCAUCGUCACACCAUACCACGGUAAAUUUGAUAAGCACUACAGUUUCGAUUACACGUACUCUUGCGGCAUUGGCUCUGGCACUCGCUAUGUUGAUGACUUACCAUUCGGUUAUCCAUUCGAUCGUGAAAUCGAUGAGUAUGAAUUCUUUGUUCCUAACUCAUUCUUCAAGGAUGUCAAGAUCUACCAUGAGGACAAAUUCGAAAAAUACUUCGAACAUAAGUACGAACAUUUCGGAACCUUCGAUUAUUCCUACUACUCUUAUUAAGAGAUGUUGUUAACUUUAUGAAACGAUGAUAUUAGUUUGUAAGUAGAGCAAAGCAUGUUAAAGCACAGCAAAAAACACAAAAAAAAAAUAAAUACGUUUCAAGUUUUUAUAAAAAAUUCAAA
This is a messenger RNA of Teleopsis dalmanni, 2507 nucleotides long. RefSeq names its product arylphorin subunit A4-like. NCBI's taxonomy places the organism in Eukaryota, Metazoa, Arthropoda, Insecta, Diptera, Diopsidae. The transcript has 2 exons. The record is from RefSeq and is a predicted model, not a curated record. The coding region runs from base 61 to 2385 and encodes 774 amino acids.